Messenger RNA from Lycium barbarum (goji berry), 996 nucleotides. RefSeq names its product transcription factor IBH1-like 1. Gene Ontology annotation, biological process: regulation of DNA-templated transcription. The transcript is spliced from 3 exons. The record is from RefSeq and is a predicted model, not a curated record. Lineage: Eukaryota; Viridiplantae; Streptophyta; Magnoliopsida; Solanales; Solanaceae. The coding region runs from base 253 to 831 and encodes 192 amino acids.
ACCUUCUCCUUCAAAUUUCCAUUCUCUCAUUUCUUCUUGUUUUUUUCUCCAUUUGCUUCUUCAAGAACUACAUAUUGUGUCACCUCUUUCUUUGAAAUUUUUCCAAGGAAUGAUCUUUGGUUCCAUUAAAUAAAGAAAAUUUCAUCACUAAGGGACGGAUUAUCAAGAAAUUCUAGUAGCUACGAGCUAUUUAGCGACGAAUUUCGUAGCCAAUUUAAGUUUUUAAUGUAUUUCAAGUUUUUCUUUUGAAGAAUGAGGAAUCCUAGUUCACUCAAGCAAGAAUUUCUCAAGAAAUGGAUAAAGGGUCUUCAAAUAUGUAGUGCUACAAAGAAAAAGAUGAGUAUAAUGGAGAGGAGAAAAGCUAUAAAAGUUUCAGCAGAUAUAGCAAUGGCUUCUACAAGAAAAUCCACUACUUAUUGGAGCCAUGCCCUCAUGGCCAAUGCUUCAAAAGAUGACACAAACAAAAUCAUCAUAGAAAAUAUUCUUGGAAAUGAUGAUGAUAAUUCUAAGCGAAUUAUUUUCAAGAAAGCUUCAAUGGGAAUUUCUAUGUCUCAAAAGAGAAUUGUUAGAAGCAAGAAAAUUGUGAGAAAUAGUUGCAAAAUUUCAAGAAGAGCAAGAAAGAUUUCUCCAAGUACUAUAGCAAAAAAAUUGGUGAAAAAAAGAACACAAGUUCUUAAAAGUCUUGUUCCUGGUGGAGAAUAUAUGGAUGAUGCUUCUUUAAUUAAAGAAACCCUAGAUUAUAUUAUUUCAUUAAGAGUUCAAGUUGAUGUUAUGAGGCAUCUUGCUAAUAAUGCUAGCCAUGAGAUUAAUGAUCCAAAAACAAGUUCAUAGGUUUUUUUCUCGUCUUUCAAUAUUUUUAAAUCAUGAAGUAAUGAUCAAUUCCUUCUUUUAUUUCUUUGUUUUUACUCUUGUGGAGUUUUUUUUUAUAAUACAAAGAAGAUGUAACAAUGUACAUAUGAGCUAUAUUAUAUAUUAUAUGAAGUUAAAAUUUACUUA